This is a messenger RNA of Laetiporus sulphureus 93-53, 1170 nucleotides long. RefSeq names its product ATP-NAD kinase. The coding region runs from base 1 to 1170 and encodes 389 amino acids. The record is from RefSeq and is a predicted model, not a curated record. Lineage: Eukaryota; Fungi; Basidiomycota; Agaricomycetes; Polyporales; Laetiporaceae. Gene Ontology annotation, molecular function: NAD+ kinase activity. The transcript has 8 exons. Gene Ontology annotation, biological process: NADP+ biosynthetic process; NAD+ metabolic process.
AUGGCAUCUUCAAACUCGGUCCAUGCCUCAGUUGCGGACGUUCGCAACGUACGUGUACUUGCUGCACGCCAUGCUAGACCAUACCGCUAUCGACUAUCGAACACUACCUGUUGGUUCCAUAUGGUUCUGUAUGAGGCAUCACCAGAAGCUUCCCUACCUUGCGAGUUGAGGUGGUUCUGCGACGUCAACUUCACGCGGCCUCCGAAAUCCGUUCUCAUUGUCAAUAAACAUCGAACAAAAGUCAUCGUAGAUGCCAUCGAGACGCUACUGUCCUAUCUCCGAGAAAAGUACCCUGACGUACGCAUCUUCCAUGAGGACCGACCGGACAUGCCCGGAGGCGUAGAAAAGUGGCAUCCAGGUACCGACGCCGAGAAAAUUGACCUUGUCAUAACGCUUGGAGGCGAUGGCACAAUACUCCAUGCCUCAUCGCUGUUCAAAGUAGGCGCGGUGCCACCUGUAUUGAGCUUCUCCAUGGGAACCCUCGGAUUCCUUCUCCCGUUCCAUAUCGACGAUUAUGCCAAGGCUAUCGACAGCGCCUUCGAAGGACGCGCCACCGUGUUGCACCGGAUGAGGCUGUCCUGUAAAUUCCAGAAUGCUGAUGGCGAGCACGUGAAUGCACACUGCGAAGACUGGCAGGUCAUGAAUGAAGUCGCGCUUCACCGCGGCUCGAGUCCGCAUCUGAUCACGAUCGAUAUUUUUGUUGAUGGACAGCAUCUGACCGAGGCUGUUUCGGAUGGGCUGAUUGUUUCGACACCAACUGGAUCAACGGCAUACUCGCUCUCUGCUGGUGGACCCAUCGUCCACCCAUCUCUCAGUGCCCUCGUCCUCACUCCGAUAUGCCCGCGCAGCUUGUCCUUCCGCCCUCUCGUAUUCCCAUCUUCAUCGUCGCUCACGCUGAAGGUCAGUGAGCGCAGCCGUGCAUCGGCAGGGCUCUCCAUGGAUGGCCAGGUCUCGCACGUCCUAGGUCCCGGCGAGGCGGUCACAGUUCAUGCAUCAUUGCAUCCGAUUCCCUGCAUCAACCGCUCGUCCAUUGCCGAGCCACUCGACAUGCUUGAAGGCGAGGGGGCCGGCCCUGGGAAAGAGGACGACUGGGUCAGGGAUAUCAACAACCUGUUGCAGUACAAUGCUACGUUUAGGAGCAAGGCGCUGCUGAGACAUAGCAGAGCAUAG